AUGGCGCGGUACAAAGUAAAUGCAAUUGUUAUGCUUGCAUUAUUGAUUUUCACGUCUUUGCUGGCGAACAGUGCACAAAAAUCUCGAUAUUUUCAAAUUACAAUGCAGAAUAUAACAAGCGCAACAGUCGAACUUUCAUAUUAUAAUUUGAACAUCGAGAACAAUUUAGGAGGACACAGUAGUGGUGCCAUUUCUACACCAGUGGUAUUGGAUGGUGCGAUACCGCGAUUGCGUGGUAAAAUUGCAGUAACAACACCAGUAGGAAGCACGGAUAUGUUGCACUCGGCAUAUGAAGAACCGAGACCGUUGGUACAUAACAUACCACCGGGUUAUGAUACAUCAUUACCUUCACCACCGAUACCUCCAUUACAUAAUAGUGGAGAUAAAAUAGGCAAAUUGAAGGAGAAAGAUUAG
Messenger RNA from Acanthocheilonema viteae, 414 nucleotides. The record is from the annotation of a GenBank genome assembly. Lineage: Eukaryota; Metazoa; Nematoda; Chromadorea; Rhabditida; Onchocercidae.